Molecule: messenger RNA, 354 nt
Organism: Lottia gigantea (owl limpet)
Lineage: Eukaryota; Metazoa; Mollusca; Gastropoda; Lottiidae
Exons: 3
Coding region: 1-354 (117 amino acids)
Source: RefSeq, a predicted model, not a curated record
AUGGAGAGUAGAUCAAAUUGUAUUUCUACUAUUGAAAGGUUUGCGAUGUGUGGUCUCUAUAUACAGGUGUCUACAGAUGAAAAUACUAAUGAUGAUAGAGAUUUAAUAAAGGUGAGCUUCUCAACAGUGGAAGAAUCAUCCCUGCAAGACCUCGGGGAAGAAUUAUUACCAGCGGGGUAUAGAGAGGAAUCUACUGCUGCCAUUUCUUACACGUAUUUAGUUGAGUGUGGGUUCAACACGGUUAAUGGUGUCCUCAAGUUCGUUGAAUAUAAACGAGUGAGGCGAUCUACGAUUGAAAUUGGCAUCAUUCACCCCGGGUAUUCAGAAAAUCGUAAAAGAACAUUCAAACGUUGA